GUGCGCAGUUCGCUUGUUUUGUUUACGAAGAUGGCUGACGAUCUGGCCGCCGGACCCUCGCGUGAACGACGUCUUUCUGGCAAUUCUGUCGCAUCUGCAAUUGAUUAUUCUGCUGUUUCUAGCAGCAGUGACUCUGAGGAUAAUAUCGGAUCGUCAGAUUUUAGUUCUGACGAUGGAGAUUCGCAAAACCUGCCCGGAUCGUCGUCAGCUGUUCGGCGUGUCUCUACAGUAUAUGGUGGAGAUCUGCUGCCAUCAGCCCAGCAGAGAGUGGCGUUUAGCCCAAGAAGAGAACCAGGCCUUGACCUCGGAAUGGUGCUGCGCAGUGAAGCAAAGCGGCUCACAAAAGCGAUCGACGUUUUUGUGAUGUUUUUCACAGCGGAGGUAGUAAAUAGGAUUUGUGUGAACACAAAUAAAUAUGCGUGGACGCAAAUCCUGAAGAAGCAGUCCUAUGCCGAGGCUGAUGGUUCGUGGAAAGAAGUGACGGCCGCGGAGAUGAUGAAAUUCAUUGGCCUGCUGAUCUAUAUGGGCAUCGUCGAGCUGCCACGGCUACAUCUCUACUGGAGCAGAGGCUCCUUGUUUCCGGGUUUCGUUCCUCCCAAAAUAAUGUCGAGAACGCGUUUUUUUGCUCUUCUGGGUAUGAUCCAUGUCUCGGACCCUGACGAAGAAAGCGGACGAAAGUUGGAUAAAAUUUCUUGGCUGCUUGAGCACAUGAAUGAGCAUUCAGCGAAAUUUUUCCAGCCACGGAAAAGCCUUUCGGUGGAUGAAAGGAUGGUAAAGUCGAAAGCACGAUCGGGAAUUCGCCAAUAUAUCAAGGACAAAGUUGUGAAGUGGGGUUAUAAGUUGUGGGUGCUUGCUGACCCUCAGACAGGCUACACCAUACAAUUUUAUGUGUACACGGGCAAGCGAGAGAAAGCAAGCGCCAAUGGCCUAGCUUUUGACGUCGUUACAAAGCUGUGCGAGCCAUAUCUGGACCAGGGCUACCAUAUCUAUAUGGACAAUUUUUACACAUCCACAGCUCUGUUCCUGCAUUUGCUGAAAAGGUGUACGCUGGCUUGCGGCACAACAAGGAAGGAUCGCCGUGGAUUUCCGCAACAGAUGAAAGACAGCAGCUGGGAGAAGAAGGCUGAAAGAGGAAACAUUCGUUGGUUGAGAGAAAGUGGCGUUUUGUACCUGCAGUGGAAGGAUCGGCGAGUAGUGAACAUGAUGAGCACCAUCCAUACAGCCAACAACCAUGUGAUUGCAAAGCGUCGGGUGAAAAAAGAUGGGAAGUGGCAGGAAAUAUCUGUGCAAAAGCCAAAGCUCGUUGAUGAAUACAAUGCUGGUAUGCUUGGCGUCGACAAGUCCGACCAAAUGAUUGCGUCGUAUAACGUGCUCAUCAAAUGCGUCCGAUGGUGGAAAACUCUGUUUUUCCACUCAGUUGACAUUGCUUGUGUCAACAGCUAUGUCAUUUUUCAAGCUCAUCGCCAGCAGCAUGCCGGAGCAUCUGAGCUGCUAAGACCAUCAAACUUUGACCAGCUGGCUUUCCGAAUGGAGCUCGCCCAGCAACUUCUCGAUCUUGAGGAGAGGCCACAGGUUCGCACACCUCCUCAAACCAGGUCCACCCAGCACAAGCCAUAUAGAUUGGAGAAGCGGAGAAGAUGCAAGAAGUGCUAUGAGGACAACAAACUAGACCAUAAAACAAAUGUCAUCUGCAAAACCUGCAAUGUUUGCUUGUGCUUCACUACAGCCAGAAACUGUUUUGCCCAGUACCACGCCAACCUUAGGAAUUGAAUUUUUUCACAACUUAGAGCUUUGAGAUAGGUUCUAGAGCUUGUGGCUACUAUUAGACAUUGUAAUGUGAAGCUAUAUUUGUUGAUUACACAUUUACAACUUUUUUUUAUGGUAAAGGCAUACCUUACGCUGUUUUGGUGCAGUGUUCAGAGUUAUGUUUCGUGUUUGAGAUUUUUUUCCCGAGUUCCUAUUCAGCACAAUUUUUUAAAAUGCCCAUGGUUCAACAGCUCAUUUAUCUAUUUAUUUAGUAACAUUCAUUGCAUUGUUCUGUUUGAAAAAUUUGUAGAGGAAAAAAAUAUAAUUGUGGUACUAGAUGGAACAAGGCAGUUUCCACUAGGCAGAAAAAAAAAUUUGUAACUCAUAUGAUUUAUGACCUAGGCAGCUCAAACUUUCUUCUUUUAUAGACCAUUGAUUUGAAAGCAUUUUGUAUAUUUCAGAUUAUUUUUCUUUUUUUCUGAUUUUGUGUUAUAAGCACCGAAUUAGAAAUGUUCUAUGCAAUUUUCAAUAAAUCUUGUUUUUCAAGAAUAUUA
Messenger RNA from Rhipicephalus microplus (southern cattle tick), 2300 nucleotides. RefSeq names its product piggyBac transposable element-derived protein 4. The record is from RefSeq and is a predicted model, not a curated record. NCBI's taxonomy places the organism in Eukaryota, Metazoa, Arthropoda, Arachnida, Ixodida, Ixodidae.